UGUUGAGUGGGGAUUAUGACUUAAUGUUGUUGUUGCGCGUCUCACCAACAACAACCAAACCAUCCAUGAAGAGUCGUUGCGUUAAUUCGAUAUUUUUUGAAAAGUGGACUGGCUAAAUUUGCAUUUUAGGUGAAGGCGCGCGCAGCAGCAUAACAAUGGCAUUUAAACCAAUAAGUCUAGCUCAAUAAUAGACAAUUUCUAAUCAGUGCAGACUGCGUCGAAGUCAAAGUCAUGGAUUAACGGUAACGCGCGUAAACCAAAAAGAUGCCUGGACUUGUGGUCUUUAGACGUCGCUGGUCUGUGGGCUCUGAUGAUCUGGUAGUGCCGGGGGCAUUUCUGCUCACAAUACAUUUUAUAUGUUUUGUGCUUGUUGCCGUCUCGUUGGUGUUGUUCGAGUAUGACACGAGUAUUUUAAGCAUUAAACUACUAUUUUAUCAUCUGAUAGGCUACUUGCUAAUAUUAUUUUUUUCAAUAUGCGUAGAAAUUGGCAUUUGUGUGAUUUCGAUGCGCGGCAGCAUAUUGGAUGCAGAGGCGCGCACAUCGAUAAAUAUAUGGAUAUAUCUCAAGAGCUUGGUGAUAUUAUUUGAUAUUACAUGGCUGGUACUGGGCUCCAUAUGGCUGACACAUUACUAUAUCGAGGCGCCCAUAGCCGAGGCCAAACGUGUCUACAUAGCCAUUAUAUUGUGCAAUUGGGCGCUAGUUUUCAUUACGCUGGUCACUAUCUGGUGCACAUUCGAUGCGGCCGGUCGAAGUUGGGUCAAGAUGAAGAAAUAUCAGCGUUCUAUGCGUGAGACUGAGUCGCGUUUCAAUUACAAGCGCAGCAACAGCAUGAAUCGCAACUGGCGGCAACGGAAAGUGAUGCGUGCGUAUCAGGACAGCUGGGAUCAUCGCUGUCGGCUGCUUUUCUGCUGCAUGGGCUCCUCGGAGCGAAAUCGUAACUCAUUCACAGACAUUGCUCGACUGCUGAGCGACUUUUUUCGGGAGCUGGACGUGGUGCCCUCAGAUGUAGUCGCCGGCUUGGUGUUGCUGCGAAAGUUUCAGAGAUUGGAGCGCGAGGCUAUUGUGCGACAGCGCAAGAACGGCACCUACGAGUUCCUCAGCGGCGUCCCCAUUACGGAGCGCACUCAGUUCCUAGCACUCAACGAUGCCAAAAACCAUGACUUCUUCCAAACGGUUAUUCAUUACAUGUACUUCGCACAGAGCGCCUAUGGCUGGCCCAUGUAUGUUGUCAUCAAUCGCACCAAGAUGUGGCAUUUGCUGCCCGAACUUAAAUGCUUCAGUUGCUGUUGCGUCAGUGGAGGGGACGCCGAGGUGAUUGAGGAUAACUGCUGUUCGUGCAACUAUGCGGCACUGAAGAAAACCCUGCAGCCGGGCGACAUUGAGAUCGUGUAUGCCACCUACCAUGUGGAUGUGGGCGAGACGCCCUUCUUUGUCGCUGUCGAUUACAAGCAGAAGAAGAUUGUGAUCAGCAUACGCGGCACGCUGAGCAUGAAGGACAUACUGACGGAUCUGAAUGCCGAGGGCGAGGUAUUGCCGCUAACACCGCCACGGGACGAUUGGCUGGGACACAAAGGCAUGGUGCAGGCUGCCAUCUACAUUAGAAAUAAGCUGCUGGAGGGGAAUCUGAUUGAGCGGGCACUGCAACGGAAUGCGGAGCGGCAGACGCACACGUUCGGAUUGGUCUUGGUGGGGCAUUCACUCGGCGCUGGCACGGCCGCCAUUUUGGCAAUAUUGCUUAAGCCAGAGCAUCCAACGCUGCAAUGCUUCAGCUAUUCACCACCAGGCGGUCUGCUCAGCAUGCCAGCCGUUGAGUAUUCGAAGUCGUUCAUCACAUCGGUGGUGCUGGGCAAGGAUGUGGUGCCGCGCAUAGGUCUGAAUCAAAUGGAAGCGCUGCGUGCGGAUCUCAUUAAUGCCAUACAGCGCAGUGUUGAUCCAAAGUGGAAAACCAUUUCGUGUUCGGUCAUCUGUUGCGGCUGCGGUCCCGAGCCAACCUCUGUGGUUAACAUGUCCGGCCAGGACACGCACAUAAAUCAAUACCAGGAGGAACGUGGCACGGCUAGGUCGACCAGUACACAUCCCACGGAUAGCUCCAUAGCUUUAACACUACACCAGCCCUUAUAUCCGCCCGGCCGUAUCAUACAUAUAGUGCGGCAUCAUCCCAAGCCCGAUGAGCAAAAAUACGACAGUGGUUGGAGAAAUGUGCUUAAGAGUCGGGAGCCUGUCUAUCAGGCAAUAUGGGCCGAUUCCACCGACUUCGAUGAGGUGCUAAUAUCGCCUGUCAUGCUGCAGGAUCACAUGCCCGAUAAGGUUUUGGCGGCACUCCAGAAGGUUGUAACAACGAGUGGUCCACGCAAGCCGCAACGCCAAACCUCGAAUGCAUUUUCCAUAACAUCCAAUGAGUUAAUUCCCGGCCAAUUGGAUCACGUGCAGCCGUCUAGUCUGGAACUGGACGGCGUGAACGAUUUCGGCAAGGAGAGAGAUCGGGAGCUGGAGCUGGAAGAGCCAGCGCAGCAGCACUGUAAGCGUCCCUCGCACAGUUCCUACUCCAAUCUGAGCAACUCGAUCAUUCUGACGCCGACCGCUCAGCACAAACUCUGUCUGGAGACAUCGUUUACGAAUUUACAGAAUCCCCUGGAGAGGAGCGCUCCAUGUACUGUUGGCGGUGGCAUUGGUGGGGGCGGGGGUGGUGGCAGCAAAGCAUCCUCCAUAGCUGGCAGCAUUUUCGGGCGCAGCCAGCUGAGCUCAACGACGACCCCCUAUGACAUAUCAAGCGUCCUAGACGACAGCAUAACGACGACUCUGACCAUGCGCAAGAGUCCCUCGAUGUUGAGCGAGGCGGCAACGGUAAUUGUGAAUGCUCCAGAGUGCGUCGGCUCAGAGAUCCAGUGCCAUCAGCCACGUCUCAAGACGGUGGCCUUCGACACAACGACGGCGCCGAGCAUAGGUUCGGCGUCAACUCCUUCGCGAGCGCCAGCGAAAACCUGCAACUCGAACUCCAGUUCGCCACAGCUAGCCGCCCGCUCGUUGCUUCUGGCACGGCAGCAUUCCGAAAAGAAGCCGCGCUCCUUGCCAGUAACGCACGCUCUGCGGCGGUCCUCCGAUGCCGCCCAGACAGUCGAUCUUCUUCAUGACGACUGGUAUGGAUUGGCCCCACUGGCUAGUCCCGAAACGCUAUCGGAGAUCUCCAGCGUCUCGUCUCGCACCAGUGUGCCGAUUAGUUUGGCCAACAGCAUCGAACGCUAUCUGCAUCACUUGUCGGUGCUGGGCGUGACCGAGACGCCCACAGGUGCCGCCGCCAAGGUGCCCCUCGAGGACAUCUUCGAGUCGCAGCUACAUACGCCCAAGGUGAUGCGACGGGCGCCGAAGUUUAGUGAAAACCUGGCUGGAUGCGCCGAAGAUACUCGCAAUCUGGAUCAGUACAAGCGCAUGGGUCGCGUCUUUGUCACAUUUCCUCGCAUCUUCCCCAACGAUUCUGUGCAGGGCUUGGACUCGAGCGACGAUAGCUUCGAGUCGGCCCAUAGUCUGCACAAACUGCAGCCCACAAAGCUUUCGCUGGAGGAGCAACAAUGCGGCUCCAAGUCCGCCGAUCAGCUAGACGAAGAGUCCGAUGCGCGUGUCCCGCCCAUUAUUGUGAAGAAGUUGACGUUCAGCGACAGCGAUAUUCUGGCCGAUGAGCACUGCGCCCGCCUCUGUCCGCAAUGUCCGUGCCGGCGGGAUUCGCAGCAGGGCUGCUGCCCGAGAAGCGAUCACGGGCAGUGCGGUCUGGGAGCGGCAUCUAUGGAGCCUGGAGGCAUGACUGGUGCGGUGGGCUCCACAGACACCACCACCACCUUCUACAGUGCCAACUCAUCGCUGGAGCAGUUUGCCACGCCCGCCAGACAGGUCAAUGGCGUUCCCGAUGAAAUACUCAUACGUCCCGGUGUCCUAGAGUCUCACUUUCCCGUCUAUGAGGCAGCGACGAGAGCGGCAGCGGGGGCAGGGGCAGCGGCGGGGACGAUGGUUGAGACACCGGCCAUUGUGGCGCCCGCUUCGCCCGCAUCGCUCAGCCUGAACAAUGGGGGCAAGAAACCGGAUGUGGUGGGCGGACGCGUGCGCAAGCGUCUGUCCUCCGAGGAGUUCAUUUUCACGCGCAGCGAGGAUCUUCCCAUUUUAGUACAAAUCGGUGAUAGAGGUGGCUCACACGGCUCCCCCGCGGGACGCAGGCGCAAAGGCUGCGUGUAUCCGGCCGGUAAUAGCAUUCGAAUCGCCGGCGCCAGUCCGGGAGCCGAUGUCCUGGCCACAACAACAAACGCAACUAGAUUAUUGAGCGACAAGUCCGCCACUUCCUCACCCACACACACGUCCAUUAGCAAAUUUACCCGCACCAGAGUAACAGCCGCCAAGGCGGCCUCAAAUAAUGAGAGUAACGUUUAGUUUAGUAAGUUGUUUCAGAAGACGGAGACGGAGACGGAGUUGGAUAUGGAGAUGAAGAUGAAGAUGGAAACGAAGACAGCAACAGUAACAGUAGUUAAAUGGAGUACCUAAACGAAAUGAACAAGUAACCGUAACCAAAAAAUGAAACAAGAAACAAAAUAAUAAUUCUAACUAUAAUAAGAUAACAACAAUUAUUCUAUUGUAAUUGCUUUAUAC
Messenger RNA from Scaptodrosophila lebanonensis, 4629 nucleotides. RefSeq names its product sn1-specific diacylglycerol lipase alpha (gene inaE). Gene Ontology annotation, biological process: lipid metabolic process. The transcript is spliced from 14 exons. Bases 265 to 4413 code for a protein of 1382 amino acids. Lineage: Eukaryota; Metazoa; Arthropoda; Insecta; Diptera; Drosophilidae. The record is from RefSeq and is a predicted model, not a curated record. Gene Ontology annotation, cellular component: postsynaptic membrane; dendrite membrane.